CCUUGCCCUUGUCCUGAGUGCGCGUGGACAGGUGCAUGGUCGGACACUAUGGCGCGACUAUUCUUGCCAUUCCUGCUUCUUGUGGCGAACCUGGGUUUGCUGACAGCUGCUCAGAAUCAGACUGCAGCAGGCUGGGAGAUCUUCGACGAUGGACUGACAACCGCGGUCAAAUGGGAUCAUUACAGUUUCCAUGUCAAUGACCAACGAAUCUUCGUCUUCUCCGGCGAGUUCCACUAUUGGCGCAUCCCCGUUCCGGGCUUGUGGAGGGACAUUCUCGAAAAGAUUAAAGCUGCUGGUUUCACCGGGUUCUCCAUCUACACUAGCUGGGGGUACCACGCCCCGAACAACCAGACGGUCGACUUCUCCACCGGUGCUCGCAACAUCACCUCCAUCUUCGAGCUUGCUGAAGAGCUGGGUCUGUAUAUCAUUGUCCGCCCCGGACCGUACGUCAACGCGGAAGCCAAUGCUGGUGGGUUCCCCUUGUGGUUGACCUCUGGUGAGUACGGAACGUUGCGCAACAAUGAUUCUCGGUACACGGAGGCUUGGAAGCCAUACUUCGACGAGGUGUCCCAGAUUACCAGUCGCUACCAGGUACCCGACGGCCAUAAUACGCUUUGCUACCAAAUCGAGAACGAGUACGGAGACCAAUGGCUUACCGACCCGAGCGAGAGGGUUCCUAAUGAAACUGCCAUUGCUUACAUGGAGCUUCUUGAGGCAAGCGCACGCGACAAUGGGAUCACAGUUCCGUUGACUUUCAACGAUCCAAACAUGAACGCGAAGUCCUGGUCUAGUGACUGGUCGGAUGCUGGAGGCAACGUCGACGUUACUGGUCUUGACUCUUAUCCCUCUUGCUGGUCAUGCGACGUUAGCGUAUGCACAUCCACCAACGGCGAGUAUGUCGCUUAUGAGCUGGUUGAGUACUACACCUAUUUCCAAGAGUUCCAACCCCACAUGCCUUCGUUCCUUCCCGAGUUCCAGGGCGGCGCCUACAACCCUUGGGCUGGUCCUGAGGGCGGAUGCGGUGAUGACACUGGUGCAGACUUUGUCAAUCUCUUCUACAGAUGGAACAUCGCGCAGCGGGUCACCGCCAUGAGUCUGUACAUGCUGUACGGCGGGACCAACUGGGGUUCGAUUGCCACCCCGGUGACCGCGACAAGUUAUGACUACUCCGCGCCCAUCUCUGAGGAUCGUUCAAUUGGUUCCAAGUACUACGAGACCAAGCUGUUGUCGCUGUUCACUCGGAGUGCGACCGAUUUGACCAUGACAGAUCUUAUCGGAAAUGGAACACAAUACUCCAAUAACUCCGUCAUUACCGCGUACGAGCUCCGCAACCCUGAGACCAAUGCUGCGUUCUACGUGGCGCGGCAUGCGGACUCCACGUCGGACACGAAUGAAGCUUUCAAGCUGCACGUCAACACGUCGGCUGGAAACUUGAUUGUGCCCCGCACGGAAGGUGCGAUUAGACUCAAUGGACAUCAAUCCAAGAUCAUCGUGACGGACUUCAGCCUGGGCUCAGAGACUCUGCUGUACUCUACCGCCGAGGUGCUCACCUACUCCGUCAUCGACAAUGAGCCGACACUUGUCCUUUGGGUGCCCACUGGUGAGUCCGGCGAGUUCGCUGUAAAGGGUGCUAAGUCCGGAUCCGUUGUGUCCAAGUGCUCAGGAUGCUCCCAGCCAACCUUCAAGCGCCAGGGAGGCAGCCUCACCGUUAGCUUCACUCAGUCCACUGGAAUGAGUGUCCUAAAAGUCGACGACAAGCUGCGCGUGGUCCUCCUUGAUCGGACCACGGCCUAUCUAUUCUGGGCCCCUACCCUGACGGCGAAUCCUCUGGCACCUGCCAAUGAAACAGUACUCAUCCAAGGUCCGUACCUCGUCCGUUCCGCUAAGCAGGAUGGCCAAACUCUCAAGAUCACGGGCGACGCGGUCAACGCCACGGAGAUCGAAGUCUUUGCUUCCGAGAAGGUCAAGACCUUGACCUGGAAUGGCAAGCAGCUCAAGUCGACCAAAACUGCUCACGGUAGUCUGCGGGCUUCUCUGGCUGCACCCAAGACCAUUACUCUACCGGCCAUCACCUCGUGGAAAUCGAACGACAGUUUGCCGGAGCGCAGCGUAGGUUAUGAUGAUACUGGCGCAGCCUGGGUUGCGGCCGACCAUAUGUCGACCUACAAUCCCAAUCCUCCCGCUACACUUCCCGUCCUCUACGGAGAUGACUAUGGAUUCCACAACGGUAUCCGUCUGUUCCGCGGAUACUUCAACAGUUCCGCCUCGGGUGUAUUCCUCAACGUCCAAGGUGGACUUGCCUUCGGCUUCUCCGCCUGGUUGAACGGCCAUUUCGUCGGCUCUUAUCUUGGCAACGCCACCGUCGACCAAGCCAACAAGACGAUUACCUUCCCCGCUGACCUCCUCUCCACCAACCCCACCACCACCCCCAACGUCCUCCUUAUCGUCCACGACGACACUGGCCACGACGAGACCACCGGCGUCCUCAACCCCCGUGGUAUCCUCGAAGCCCGCCUCCUUUCCAACACUUCCGAGACCCCCGAGUUCACUCACUGGCGCCUCGCCGGCACCGCCGGCGGCGAGUCGAACCUCGACCCCGUCCGCGGCGUUUACAACGAAGACGGCCUCUUCGCCGAGCGCGUUGGCUGGCACCUCCCCGGCUUCGACGACAGCGCCUGGACUGCUGCCGCCUCUUCCUCGUCUCUGUCCUUCACCGGCGCGACCAUCAAAUUCUUCCGCACCACCGUCCCCCUGCAUAUUCCCGCGGGACUGGACGUUUCCAUCUCCUUCGUGCUAGGCACCCCCGACGACGCCCCUAGCAACGCCUACCGCGCCCAGCUGUUUGUCAACGGGUACCAGUACGGUCGCUACUACCCUUACAUCGGCAACCAGGUCGUCUACCCGGUCCCUGCCGGAGUGCUCAACUACGAUGGUGAGAACACCAUUGCUGUGGCGGUGUGGGCGCAGACCGAGGCCGGCGCGGGCAUGACCGUCGACUGGCGCGUCAACUAUGUGGCGGAGAGUUCGCUGAAUGUGGCGGAGCUGGAGACGGCGGAGUUGCGGCCGGGCUGGACGGCUGUGCGUGAGAAGUAUGCUUAGUUGACUUUUCCCUUUCUUGUUCUAGAGGGGUGGUUAGGUAUAUCUAUUUUCGUAGUUUAGUUGUCUGAUGUCUAGCCCGAACAUCCUGAUAGCUUGAACGAGUGAAUGUGUAAAUGGGCCAAUGAAUAAACUAGAGGAAUCAUGCGUUCAAGGAUCAAUUUAG
Molecule: messenger RNA, 3262 nt
Organism: Aspergillus saccharolyticus JOP 1030-1
Lineage: Eukaryota; Fungi; Ascomycota; Eurotiomycetes; Eurotiales; Aspergillaceae
Product: glycoside hydrolase family 35 protein
Exons: 6
Coding region: 49-3099 (1016 amino acids)
Biological process (GO): carbohydrate metabolic process
Cellular component (GO): vacuole
Molecular function (GO): beta-galactosidase activity
Source: RefSeq, a predicted model, not a curated record